AUGGUUCUCUUGGGGCAGUUCAACCUUAAGCAGAAGAAGAAUGUGAUUGCUGCUGUUCAAAAGGAAAAAGCUGAGAAGAAGGUGCCUAAGUGCCAAAGUCGCUUUCAGUUUCCUCAAGCUGAAUUAAGAUAUACGCUUCAGCUUUUGAUGGGAGCCACUCUUACUUGUUCCACCAGAAGGAAAAGCACAUUGAUUAGAUGCGUAUCGGUGCCUUUACUCUCGACUCUGGAAUGUCACUACUGA
This is a messenger RNA of Microthlaspi erraticum, 243 nucleotides long. The record is from the annotation of a GenBank genome assembly. NCBI's taxonomy places the organism in Eukaryota, Viridiplantae, Streptophyta, Magnoliopsida, Brassicales, Brassicaceae.